Arxiozyma heterogenica is the source of this 1275-nucleotide messenger RNA. RefSeq lists its product as uncharacterized. NCBI's taxonomy places the organism in Eukaryota, Fungi, Ascomycota, Saccharomycetes, Saccharomycetales, Saccharomycetaceae. The coding region runs from base 1 to 1275 and encodes 424 amino acids. The transcript has a single exon. Gene Ontology annotation, molecular function: protein binding. The record is from RefSeq and is a predicted model, not a curated record.
AUGUCUGCUUACACGCUAUUAGAUACAAACAAUUUUGGCUCGGAUAAUUGGUGUUUCCAAUUACAACCUAUGCUGAAGCAUGGCCUGUUAAUAAGUCUAAGCAAUGGAGAUGUUCAUUUGUUGGACUGGAACACCAAUAAAUCCAAACAAUCUUUUAAAAUAGGUAAUACCUCGGUCAAUUCUUUAAAAACAAUUAAUUCAGAUACCCAUAACAGCGAUCUGUUCGUUGGCUGUUCCCUUGACACUGUGAAACUUUUCGACGUCAGAAAUUCACCAGAGAAACCUGUUGCUUCUAUUAAGAGUUUGAAUUCAUCUCCGUUCUUGUCUGUGGAUUCACAACAUGGGAAAUUUGCAUGCGGAACAGAACUGAAAGGUGUGGAUGCACAAUUGCAUAUCUAUGAUAUAAGAAAAUUAAACUCUACUUGGAAAUCUUUUAUAGAUUCACAUCAUGAUGACAUCACAUGUAUCAAAUUUCACCCUUCUGACCCUAACGUUUUGUUAAGUGGGUCUACCGAUGGGUACACGAAUAUCUAUGACUUGACAGAGGAGGACGAAGACGAUUCUUUACAUCAGGUGAUUAAUUACAAUUCAAUACACUCUUGCGGCUGGCUGGCACCAAGAAGAAUAUUUACUUUAUCUCAUAUGGAAACGCUUGCAGUCCAUGAAUUAAAUGAUAAAUCUGAGGAAUUGAAAGAACCCCAACCUUUGGAUUUCGGUGAUGUUAGACAGAGGUUUGACUGUGAUUAUGUCGUCGACGUGUAUCCUGGAUACAUUGCUGCCGGGAAAUCUCAUGAUGAUGAGCGUUGUCAAUUGAAGAUAAUUCCAUUUAAUAAUGAAAUUGACGAUGUAUCUAAAGCUGUCGUAAUUGAGAACCCACAUGCAUCUGAUGUAGUUAGGGAUGUUUUUAUACCAUCUAGUGAUACUACUUUAUUAUAUUCAUGUGGUGAGGAUGGGUCCUUGAAAAUUUGGAAAUAUAAUAAUAAUGGUAAUGGCACUGGAUCUUUGACUAUACCUGAAACAUUCUGGGAUUAUUCAAAGAAACUAAAUGUACUAGAUGAAACAAAUGUUGAGGUUAAUAUGAUCGAAGAAGAUGAAGAAGACCUUACUUUGAAACAAGAUAAAGCUGAAAAUACAGAUCUCUUAAAAAGAGAAGCUUCUGAACAGAAUGAGAUUGCAAAGGAAAAGAAGAAGAAAUAUAAGAAAAAUCACCAUAAAAAGUAUAAACAUAAAACGAGCAAAAAGAGUUCCAAAAGUCUUCGUUAUAAACCAUAUUAG